AUGGCUAGUUGCUCCUUCGCUCGCGACCAAGCGACAAGGAGACUGCGAGCUGCAGCAGCGGCAACAGCGGCGGCUCUAGCUGCGGCGGCGACCACCCCGUUUCUUUCCUCGAGAACCCCCACCGCACUCAUUGGGACCGGGUCGUCUUGUCCGGGAGCCAUGUGGCUCUCCACGGCCACUGGCUCCCGGUCAGACUCGGAGUCCGACGAGGAGGACCUCCCCGUCGGGGACGAAGUCUGCAAACGCGGCUACCUGCGGAAGCAGAAGCAUGGGCACUGGCGCUACUUCGUGCUCAAACUCGAGACCGCCGACGCCCCAGCUCGGCUGGAAUACUACGAAAAUGCCAGGAAGUUCCGGCACAGUGUCCGCGCCGCGGCGGCUGCAGCGGCGGCGGCCGCCUCCGGCGCCACGGUCCCCGCACUCAUUGCACCGCGGCGCGUGAUCACCCUGUACCAGUGCUUCUCGGUGAGCCAGCGAGCCGACGCAAGGUACCCACACCUCAUCGCUCUUUUCACCCAAAACGAGUAUUUCGCAAUGGUGGCCGAGAAUGAGUCGGAGCAAGAAAGCUGGUACUUGCUGCUCAGCCGCCUCAUCCUCGAGAGUAAGCGGCGCCGCUGCGGCACGCUCGGCGCGCAGCCGGAGGGAGAGCCCGCCGCGCUAGCGGCUGCAGCGGCGGCGGAGCCACCCUUCUACAAAGAUGUGUGGCAGGUAAUAGUCAAACCCAGGGGGCUGGGGCACCGAAAAGAGCUGAGCGGCGUGUUCCGGCUCUGUCUUACCGACGAGGAGGUUCUGUUCGUGAGGUUAAAUACCGAAGUGGCCAGCGUGGUCGUCCAGCUCCUGAGCAUCCGUCGCUGUGGGCACUCGGAGCAGUAUUUCUUCUUGGAAGUCGGCAGGUCCACCGUCAUCGGUCCGGGGGAGCUCUGGAUGCAAGUGGAUGACUGUGUGGUGGCCCAAAACAUGCACGAGCUGUUUUUGGAGAAGAUGAGAGCCUUGUGUGCGGACGAGUACAGAGCCCGCUGCCGCAGCUACAGCAUCAGCAUCGGCGGCCACCUGUUAACCCUGCUGUCCACUAGGAGGCACCUGGACAUGCUGCCGCUCGAGCCCGGUGGCUGGCUCCGAAGGUCCCGCUUUGAGCAGUUUUGCCACCUUUGGGCCAUCGGUGACGACGGGGAAGACGAGAUGCUCCUCUCCAGGCGCUACAUAACACCCAAUGAGCCUGUGCCCCCCUCCAGACGAGGAAGACUACACCUGCCCAGAGGGCGCAGAUCCAGGAGAGCGACUUCAGUGCCAGCCAGCUUUUUCCGCCGCGCCGCACCCAGCCCUGUGCGCAUCCAGUGCCCUACAGAAGCCCUCCACGACCGAGAUCCCGUGUCUUCUGAAGCCUCUGGUUCUGGCUCUGGCAACUCGGGGGAAGAAGGCGGUCCUCAGGGCAAAGAGGAUCAGGAAGAAAACGAAGGUGACUAUAUGCCCAUGAACAACUGGGGCUCGGGAAAUGGCCGGGGCUCAGGAAGUGGACAGGGUUCAAGUGGGCAAGGCUCCAGUAGCCAAAGCUCCGGGGGAAGUCAGUGCUCAGGCAGGGGGCAUGGCUCCGGAGGUGGUCAGGGUUCAAGUGGCAGCCAUGGCUCAAGUGGCAGAGGCUCUGGGGAGCAGAGUGCAGGAGGAAACCAGUGCUCGGGAGACGGCCAGGGUACCGCUGGGCAUGGCUCAGGCAGUGGCCAGGGAGCUGGAGGUGGGCACGGCUCAGGCCGUGGCCAGGGGCCCGGAGAUGGCCACGGCUCAGGCGGUGGCAAGAACUCGGGAGGGGGCAAAGGCUCGGGGAGUGGGAAGGGCCCCGAAGGCAAUGGUGAUCGUGGGAAAUCUCUGAAGAAAAGAUCCUACUUUGGCAAAUUAACUCAAAGCAAGCAACAGCAAAUGCCGCCACCUCCGCCACCUCCACCCCCACCAGGUGCAGCAACUGGUGGCAAAGGGAAGUCUGGGGGAAGGUUCCGACUUUAUUUUUGUGCAGACAGAGGGGCCACAAAAGAACGUAAAGAAGCCAAAGAAGUGAAAGACACGGAGCCCCCAGAAGGUGCAGCUCGGGGUCCCCACAGAGCCAGAGCUUUUGAUGAAGACGAGGAUGAUCCCUAUGUGCCAAUGAGGCCAGGUGUGGCUGCUCCUCUCGCAAGCUCCAGUGACUACAUGCCCAUGGCUCCUCAAAAUGUCUCUGUGUCCAAAAAGCGUCACUCUCGAUCACCUUUCGAAGAUUCGAGAGGGUACAUGAUGAUGUUUCCCAGAGUGAGCCCACCACCUGUGCCAAGUCCUCCAAAAGCACCUGAUCCUGCUAAAGAGGAUGACUCAAAGGACAAUGACAGUGAUAGUGACUACAUGUUCAUGGCUCCUGGAGCUGGCGCCAUUCCCAAAAACCCCAGAAAUCCUCAGGGAGGCGCUUCCUCCAAAAGUUGGAGCUCCUACUUCUCUCUGCCAAAUCCUUUUCGGAGCUCCCCAUUGGGACAGAGUGACCACAGUGAGUAUGUACCGAUGUUACCUGGAAAAUUCCUAGGAAAGGGCCUAGAGAAGGAAGUCUCAUCUAACAGAGGCCCCAAAGAUACAGCUUCAAAGCCUUCAGUUGAAGGGUCGUUCUCAAAGCCUAGAGAUGGGGGAUCACCUCCCAAGCGUUCAGGUGAUGGGCCCCCCAAGAACAAGGCUAAGAGACCUAAUAGACUUCCUUUUAUGACCAAAGGAAACAAAGUCAAGCCAAAACCACAAAAGCCCACACAGGAGCAGAGAGAAGCCGACAGCCCUGGGGGCUACGUCAACACUGACUUCCCUAAGAGAGGUUAUAAUAUGCCAGAUCCAUGUCUUCAAAGACUUCCAGGUGUGUGGGGCAUAAUUGCCGACCCCAGACAGUUGGCCUUUUCCAAUUAUGUGAAUGUUGAGUUCGGAGUGCCAUUUCCAAAUCCAGCAGACAACCUCUCAGAUCUCUUCAGAGCUAUCCCAGGUGCCAAUCCCUUCUUUCUGGAAGGUGCUACAGGGAGCAGUGCUAAUAGGGAAGAAGGUGACUACAUCGAAGUGAUUUUCAACCCGGCGAUGACACCAGCUGUGCCUUUUGCUGACAGUGCCAUUCGCUACGAUGCCGAAACUGGUCGCAUCUACGUGGUCGACCCAUUUUGUGAGUGCUGUAUGAACAUUUCUCUCUCCCCCAGCCGCUGCUGCGAACGACCACCUGUAGCGAGGCUGCUGCUGCGGGAAGAGCUAGAGCGAAGGCGCCCACAAAGCCGUUCGCAAAGUUUCUUUGCAGCCGCCAGAGCCGCCAUCUCGGCUUUCCCGACCGACAGCCUCGAGAGAGACCUAUCCGCCUCCUUCGCCGCGGCCGCGGCCGCCGUGCCAACCUUAGCCGUGGGCCGGGCUUUAGCCGCCGCCUCCGCUUUGGUCGCAGCUCCCGGCAUCGGCGCAGCCGCCGCCGGCCUCGAGGCCGCCGCUGGAUUUGACUCCGCCUCCGUCCGCUGGUUCCUACCUGUUGCCGAUGCUGCUGGUGCCGCGGUCAGGGGGGCCCAAGACGUUGCGGGUGGCUCGAACCCCAGAGCCCCAAACCCAUCAGCAGACCUGGCCGGAGGUGAGAACCGAGCCGGUGGGGCUGCCGCUGCAGCCGCCGCUCCGCCUCCAUCACCUGGCCGCGGCCGGGUGCCCAGACCCCCAGAGCGAGAAGAUUCUGACGACGACGACACGUACGUGAGAAUGGACUUUGCAAGACGUGACAACGGGAAGUUCGACUCUCCCCAAAGAGAGUGAUUACAUUGCCACAAAAAAUUUAGAAGAAACGUGAUGCUUAUGGAAUUUCAUCUUUGUCUACUCCAGAUCUGCCUAAAAGAGAAUUCACAGGCUUCUGAAUAGAAAGCAACCUGAAUUUC
Messenger RNA from Dama dama (fallow deer), 3887 nucleotides. RefSeq names its product insulin receptor substrate 4 (gene IRS4). Bases 1 to 3768 code for a protein of 1255 amino acids. The transcript has 2 exons. The record is from RefSeq and is a predicted model, not a curated record. Lineage: Eukaryota; Metazoa; Chordata; Mammalia; Artiodactyla; Cervidae. Gene Ontology annotation, cellular component: plasma membrane; cytosol. Gene Ontology annotation, biological process: insulin receptor signaling pathway. Gene Ontology annotation, molecular function: insulin receptor binding; phosphatidylinositol 3-kinase binding.